CGCGCGGUGACGCCGCGGCAGGGCCGGAAGGAGCGCGGCGGCUGCUUCGGCGGCGGCGGCGGCGGGCGAGCUGUCGGCGGCCGCGUCUGGGGAGCUGAAGGCCCUUUGGAUCAGAUAGUUGCCAUGUUUAAGUAUUAGAACUUAUGUACAUCUGCAUUUGAAAAUGGCAGAGAGAAACAACAAUGAAGAAGUGAUUCACUUGAACAACUUUCACUGCCACAGAGGGCAAGACUGGAUCAAUGUCAGAGAUGGACCCAUCACCAUAUCUGACUCCUCUGAUGAGGAAGGGGUUCCAAUGCUGGUCACCCCAGCUGCUCAGCAACACGAUGAUGAUGACCUGGAUGAUGAUGUUAUCCUGACAGAAACAAAUAAACCUCAGACACCAAGACCCAAUCCCAUCAAACCAGCUGCCCAGUGGCAAGAUCUCAAAAGAUUGGGAGAAGAAAGGCCUAAAAAGUCUAGAGCAGCAUUUGAAUCAGAUAAGAACGGCUAUUUUUCAAUGUAUAACAGCUCAUUGUUUAAUUCUGGGGCACAGGAUGAUUCUGAGGAUGAAUACGGUACAUUUCUGGAUCUUGGGACUUCUGCAGUUUCUGAAUUAAUUAAGCCAAAUAGUCAAGCUGAAAGAGAACCCAAGCCUGGACCCAGCCAGAACCAAGCAGCAAGUGACAUUGUCAACCCUAGAUCAGAGCAGAAAAUCAUUAUCUUGGAAGAAAGUAACCUUUUCCCAGAUAGCGACACUUUGGAAAUUCAGAAUCAGUCAUCUGAAGACUCAGAGUCAGAACUUUUAUCAAACCUUGGAGAACCAACUGCUGUUAUAGAUGAUCAGGCCAUCGAGGAAGACUACUGGUUAGAUCCCCCUUACUUACAGUCGCUAAAUCAAAAGCCUCAGGAGAUAACAAACCAGGUUGUUCCUCAGGAACGGCAGCCUGAAGUGGAUUUGGGCCCAUUGUUGUACAAACAUGAACCUCCAGGAUCAACUUUUCCAAGGCCAGCUUUUCGACAACCAGAACCUCAGCAGGAUAGAAUUUCCCGUCCCUCUUCCCCUCAUCCAGCCCAUCCUCUUGAAGAACUUGAAGACCAGCAAUUAGCAAUAGAUGAUGAAGUGCCAGGACCAGCCUUCCCAAUUCAGAGAUCUCAGGAACCCAAUUUGAAAAAUUUUUGGGGCCAAGAAGCUCCUACAGUAGAUCAAGAACUUGUUGCACUAUUAGUGAAAGAAACAGAAGCAAGAUUUCCAGAUGUAGCAAAUGGGUAUGUAGAAGAAAUAAUUCAUUUGAAGAAUUACUAUGAUUUAAAUGUACUUUGUAAUUUUCUUCUGGAAAACCCAGAUUAUCCAAAGAGAGAAGAUAGAGUCAUUAUGAACCCCAGUAGCAGCCUGCUUGCCAGCCAGGAUGAGACAAAGCUGCCUAAGAUAGAUUUCUUUGACUAUUCAAAAUUGGCUCCCCUUGACCAACGCUGCUUCAUCCAAGCUGCUGACCUCCUGAUGGCCGACUUCAAAAUGCUCAGCAGUCAGGACAUCAAGUGGGCCCUGCAUGAGCUCAAAGGACACUAUGCAAUCACCCGAAAGGCCUUUUCCGAUGCCAUUAAAAAAUGGCAGGAGUUAUCACCAGAAACCAGUGGAAAAAGAAAAAAAAGAAAAGAAAUGAAUCAGUAUUCUUACAUAGAUUUCAAAUUUGAACAAGGUAACAUAAAAAUAGAGAAGAGAAUGUUCUUUCUGGAAAACAAGCGGCGACAUUGUAGGUCCUAUGAGCGACGUGCCCUCCUUCCAGCUGUGCAGCAAGAGCAGGAGUUCUAUGAGCAGAAAGUCAAAGAGAUGGCUGAGCAUGAAGAUUUUUUGCUUGCCCUGCAAAUGAAUGAAGAACAGUAUCAAAAGGAUGGCCAGCUGAUUGAGUGCCGUUGCUGCUAUGGGGAAUUUCCAUUUGAGGAGCUGACGCAGUGUGCAGAUGCUCACUUGUUCUGCAAAGAGUGUCUCAUCAGAUAUGCCCAGGAAGCGGUCUUUGGAUCUGGAAAGUCAGAGCUUAGCUGCAUGGAAGGCAGCUGCACAUGUUCUUUCCCGACCAGCGAGCUGGAAAAGGUGCUACCCCAGGCCAUUCUGGGCAAAUACUAUGAGCGGAAAGCUGAAGAAGAAGUUGCUGCAGCCUAUGCUGAUGAGCUUGUCAGGUGUCCUUCCUGUAGCUUUCCUGCUCUGUUGGACAGUGAUGUGAAGAGAUUCAGUUGUCCUAAUCCUCGAUGCCGAAAGGAAACCUGUAGGAAGUGUCAGGGACUCUGGAAAGAGCACAAUGGCCUCACCUGUGAGGAGCUGGCUGAAAAAGAUGACAUCAAGUACCGAACAUCUAUCGAGGAAAAGAUGACCGCUGCGCGCAUCAGAAAGUGCCACAAGUGUGGGACCGGCCUUAUCAAAUCUGAGGGCUGCAACCGAAUGUCUUGCCGCUGCGGUGCCCAGAUGUGCUACCUCUGCCGAGUUUCUAUCAAUGGCUAUGACCAUUUCUGCCAGCACCCUCGCUCGCCUGGAGCUCCAUGCCAAGAGUGUUCAAGAUGCUCUCUGUGGACCGACCCUACUGAGGAUGAUGAGAAGCUCAUUGAAGAAAUCCAAAAGGAGGCCGAAGAGGAGCAGAAAAGGAAGAAUGGAGAGAACACCUUCAAGCGCAUCGGCCCCCCCUUGGAGAAGCCUCCUGAGAAAGUGCAGCGGAUGGAGGCACUACCCCGACCUGUCCCGCAGAACCUGCACCAGCCACAGAUGCCCGCCUACGCCUUCGUGCCCCCGCCCUUCCCUAUGCCACCUGUCCGACCCAUGUUCAAUAACUUCCCCCUCAACAUGGGCCCCAUCCCUGCACCCUAUGUGCCCCCGCUGCCCAACGUACGGGUCAACUAUGAGUUUGCACCUGUCCACAUGCCCCUGGAGCACAACCUGCCCAUGCACUUUGGCCCCCAGCCCCGGCAUCGCUUCUGAUGGCCAGGAGCCCACGCACAGUUCCCACUGAGCAGCCCCAGCCUGUGUGGGUGGGUUAGUGAGGUCCCCUUACCCCUAAGAUAGCUCUGCCCAUGCCUUCAAGUAGGACUGAUGGAGUGACCCCACACAGGCCAGGCCAGGCCAGGAAGAACCUCUACCCCUUGCAAAGUGACUGGCAGCCCACAUGCCUUGGGACCCACUCAGGAUUGAAAUGGGGCUCCCUAGAGAUUGGGGACUGCCACACCCUCUCCCUGCAGAACUCUGCCAUCCUCCUGGCGUCCAGCACCAUGGUCCCAGGCCCCGGGCAAGCCCUCCGUGUCCCGCGCGUUCCUGCAGAAGACUGAGGAUGCUGCCCGCUCUGCUGCCACCACCGCUCUCCCUCCCAGACCACGUAGGCCUUCCUCCCCACCACACAGCUGGGGCAGAGCCGAGGUAGCAGCAGGUACAGUCCAGCUCUCCUGCCCCACCCCUGCACUCGGACCACUGAGACAGACACCCUCUGCACCGACCCAGCCUCUCUCUCUGAGGCUCAGGUUAGUCCAAGCUGAAAGGUGGUGGGUUGGUAUGCGCAGACCUUUCAGGGGCUCCCCCACUUCCCUCCUGAGCCACUCACGGGAGCCCCCACAGAGCCAUCUCACUGCUGGGGGCUCUGUUUUGUAGUUUCUCUAAAAAUUGUUCACUGUUUACUUAGAACUGACCCAGGUUUCUGUGACCUGCUAGAGCUUCUCUCCCCGGUCUAAGAAACCUGCUCCUGCCGGCAACUCCCGAGGGCCAGCUGGAAGGUCCUCACAGGAGCAGGGACAGGCCUGAAGGCUGCCCCAUGCAGCCCGAUGGCUCUGAGCCUUCUCUGCCAUCACCUUUGCUCCUGAAAUCUGGUGGGGAUAAGGCUUUCCCUGGGGUCCUGUCCCCCAGAAUGCUGCCCCGUUGGGGGUGUGCUGGUGCCCUCCUCCCACAUUCUGUCUUAAUGAUGAAGGCACAAGGAGGAGGGCUCUGCCGCGGCCAUGGGGUUGGCCUUGGCUUUGUUGGCUUUGAUGUCCAGAAGUCCAGUCGGAUCCACUGGCCACACCUGCACUCCAGUGAUCACGAGUCUGCACUGUGUUUGCACGUGCCACCUUCUCUGUCGUCUCCCCCCCCCGCCCCCCCGACAUCCACUCAGUGCAGAGUGAGGUCUUGGCUGCCCCUCCAGUGAAACCUGAUGGAGGCAAGUGAUCAUCUGGCGUGGAGCACCGCCUGACCUUUGCCACUGGCCUGCCUGCCUGGCCCUGCCCUGGGAAAGCUCUGCCCCAGGCACACUGCUGGCAUUGUUCAGCAUGGCUUAAUGAAGCGUGUCCCCCACACCCCUGAGAGUAUCUGAGUGUUGAGCCAUCUGCCCACCAGAUGGGCAGGGAAACCCAGGCGCUGUCACCUUCCCCCCCCCCCCAAGUGACAGCACUCAUUGGGCCCUCGAGCACAGGGACCUCCUCAGCCUCCUAAAGUGAAUGGAUCUUCCAACGGAACCCACAGGAUGUGGAUCCACAGAGUCGGGCAGCUGCGGGGAUGGGUCUAGUGACCCACAGGCCUUGGCAUUGAUGUCCAGCAGCCCAGUAGGAUCAGGCCAGAAGGUCCCGGGCCAAGGAGGGAGGAGACUGAAAGGAAACAGAAGAUGUUCCUUGGCAGGGAGCUCCGAGCUGCCAGCCUCCUGCAUCCCAGCCCACCACGCCAUGGUGAGGAGGGCGCUGCCGAGAGCCCCCACCAGCUGACCCCACCGACAGGUGCCGUAGAACACAGAUGCCAGAACCCCGUGGCAGCCAGCCCCCGUCAGAGACAAAUAGCCCCAUCUGGGGGCGAAGCUGCCUUCCCAAACCACCGUGCUGACUCCCCAGAGUGACCGUCCCCUUCUACUUGCCUUAAAACUGGAGAAGAAUCUAGAAUUUGCACUUAGCAGAAGAUUACAAAAUGUAAAGUGUUGCAUGACCAACCCGUCACUUUGUAUAAAAUAGUUUAUUAAAUUUUUCCUUAACCUUCGGUAGUAAAGAUGCAGUGACGGUUUAAACUGCUGUGUGUAAAAAGCCUGUAUCAUAUGUAACUUGGAUUCUUGUAAAUAAACGUCAUGCAUUCC
Sorex fumeus (smoky shrew) is the source of this 5045-nucleotide messenger RNA. RefSeq names its product ring finger protein 216 (gene RNF216). The transcript has 17 exons. Lineage: Eukaryota; Metazoa; Chordata; Mammalia; Eulipotyphla; Soricidae. Gene Ontology annotation, molecular function: zinc ion binding. The record is from RefSeq and is a predicted model, not a curated record. The coding region runs from base 164 to 2947 and encodes 927 amino acids.